AUGUCGACCUCAGAUACUGUAAAACGCGCAGACCGCACAGGCCUACGACACCUUUUCGCUACUUACGUUACUGCUAAAGUCCCAACCACGGUCCUCGAAGACUUAGUAAAGUCAAGUGCCGCUGCGUGGCCUUCAGCUUACGCUGUCAAAUCGCCAUAUCUCCUCUCGAUAUUCCGCAACAAAGCAGAAGUAUUCAAGGAGCAGGAUCGUAUCAAGGAGCUUGCUACUAUAUCUGGCACCGAACCGCCUAUAUCUGAGACCAAGGAAUACGACUUCCUUAACGCCAACUUAUAUGAUCUCGCCAAGUUUACGCUUGAUACGUUCCCAACCGGUUUUCAGCUUGUUAAUAAUACCUUCCCGGACCCGGACCCUAACUCCUGUUCUUUUAGUAACGGAUAUAUGCUAAUUGUUGACGAACGAUCUAUUAAAGAUAGAACCUGUAUCCUGGUAGAAAUACCAGAACAGAUAGAGUUUAAUGACAAUGGGGAUAUUAUUAAGUGGGAGCGGAAGAUUAAUAGGCAUGAUGAGUAUGUCUUGGAUCGGAAGGGCUGGCUUGAUGAAGACGGGAAUGAUACGGGGGUAGAAGAGCUAAAGGUCGUAAGGCUCAAGUUUGAGGAUGCGCAUACGGUCAAUAUGCUUGAUGAUGAGCAUGAGACGAUUGCUUUCUUGGCUCAGGAAACGUACCAGACGGAUGGUGUAUAUAAGGAGGGAGCAAUUUAUCCGGAUAUGCGAUUCGAUCCAUUGGUCUGGAGGGGUUAA
Messenger RNA from Venustampulla echinocandica, 759 nucleotides. RefSeq lists its product as uncharacterized. NCBI's taxonomy places the organism in Eukaryota, Fungi, Ascomycota, Leotiomycetes, Helotiales, Pleuroascaceae. Bases 1 to 759 code for a protein of 252 amino acids. The transcript has 2 exons. The record is from RefSeq and is a predicted model, not a curated record.